AGAAGAUGCUUUUUCUCCUCUUAAGCUGUCUCCUGCCUGUUGCCCAUGGAAAGAGCUGCCUCCUCUGCUGGCCAGAGUUGCCUGCCUUGAUGGACUAUGACCUUCAGGUCCUCUGGGGCACCCCAGGCCCCCCUGCAGAGCUCUCCCAGAGCAUCCACUCCUUGUUCAGGGAGGACAACACCUUCCUCAGACCCUGGUAUCUUGGACAAGAACAUUUAGAAGAAGAAGCAGCCAAGUUGUUCAAUCACAUAGAAGAAUCCAUUAAGAAGAUGCGAGACAAUAAGCAGCUACUAAUGGAUGAGAUUCAUGUCCAGAAAAAGCUGUUUUCCAAGAAGCUGAGCGAACGUUCUGAGGAGCUGAAAGAAAAGGUCUGCAAUAGCUCCUGUGACCUACAUAUCCUGGAGGUCAUGGACUGUGCAAGAUGCAAGAUGCACUACCUCACCUGCAGAGAUGCUAAACUCUGCCCAGGCAGGGCCCAGAGCACCUACAUCUGGGCUGCAAGCCUCUUCUUUAUCAUUCCCCUGGCAAGCAUAGCUGGAGGUGGAUACUACUUUUUCUGGAUUGUGAAGAAGAAGAAGGAAGAAAAGUUCUCCUCAUCUGACGGAUCCCUCAGCAAGACCUUCGGAGAGCACCUUCCUUCCAUAACCGAGCAAAGGCCAGAGUUGCUGUCUAGAAGCACAUCUCUUGGUUCCAGCAAGAGUUCUCCCUCCUCCGAAUCCCUCCCUCCUGAAAGGGAGGCAUCUUAAAAGUUCUGUGAACACUCCAGGACUGUUGCAGAACUGAGUCCUGUGGUUUCCCAACUCUCGUAUCUUGUAAAUGUCCAUUAUUAAAGUCACCCUACUAAUGUC
Erinaceus europaeus (western European hedgehog) is the source of this 848-nucleotide messenger RNA. It is a transcript of the gene TEX51, whose product is annotated as testis expressed 51. The transcript has 8 exons. Bases 6 to 746 code for a protein of 246 amino acids. The record is from RefSeq and is a predicted model, not a curated record. NCBI's taxonomy places the organism in Eukaryota, Metazoa, Chordata, Mammalia, Eulipotyphla, Erinaceidae.